Messenger RNA from Oncorhynchus mykiss (rainbow trout), 1772 nucleotides. Its product is annotated as delta-aminolevulinic acid dehydratase. Gene Ontology annotation, molecular function: porphobilinogen synthase activity; zinc ion binding. The record is from RefSeq and is a predicted model, not a curated record. Gene Ontology annotation, biological process: heme biosynthetic process. NCBI's taxonomy places the organism in Eukaryota, Metazoa, Chordata, Actinopteri, Salmoniformes, Salmonidae. Gene Ontology annotation, cellular component: cytosol.
GACAUCUGGCAAAAACAACAUAUGGCAAAAUACAUGUGCAUCUGGUGGACAUACGGCCCAAUGCUCACACAGCUGUUCGGAGCAUGCUAGAUAGCUAAUUAGCGCAGGCGGUCGCCUACUGUCUUCCGUAAACAAGCGCUGUAACGUGGAGAUACGGUCACGUGGGAACACUAACCCUAUCAAGCGCAAAGAUGCAGCCGGUUGAUUCUCUCCUCCACAGUGGCUAUUUUCACGCAACACUCAGAUGCUGGCAGAGCUGCUCCUCAGACUUGAGACCUGAGAAUCUUAUUUACCCCAUCUUCGUCACUGACAGUCCUGAUGCUGUGGAGCCCAUCGCUAGUCUACCAGGCCAGGCCAGAUAUGGAGUGAAUAAACUGGAAGGCAUGCUACGCCCCCUUGUGGAGAAAGGCUUGAAGUGUGUGCUGAUUUUCGGCGUGCCUGCCAAAAUCGCUAAGGAUGAGAGGGGUUCGGGUGCAGACACAGGUGAUACUCCGGCAGUAUUGGCUGUGAAGAAGAUAAGCUCUCUGUUCCCUGACCUGCUGAUGGCCUGUGACGUCUGCCUCUGUCCCUACACCUCACAUGGACACUGUGGAAUCUUGCGGGAGGAUGGCACUCUGGACAAUGGUGCCAGUUGCCAGCGUCUGGCAGAAGUGGCAUUGGCUUACGCACGUGCUGGCUGUCACAUCAUUGCACCCUCUGAUAUGAUGGAUGGGCGAGUGGGAGCCAUCAAACAAUCACUGAUGUCCAAUGACAUGGGCAACAAGGUUUCAGUACUAAGCUACAGUGCUAAAUUUGCUUCCUGUUACUAUGGUCCCUUCAGAGAUGCAGCACAGUCCACACCAGCAUUUGGAGACAGGCGUUGUUAUCAGCUGCCACCUGGUGCAAGGGGCCUGGCACUGCGAGCUGUGGACAGAGACGUCAAGGAGGGGGCAGAUAUGCUGAUGGUGAAGCCAGGACUGCCCUAUCUGGACAUAGUGAGGGAGGUCAAAGACAAGCACCCCAAUCACCCACUGGCGGUGUAUAACGUGUCAGGGGAGUUUGCCAUGCUGUGGCAUGGAGCUCAGGCUGGAGCCUUUGACCUGCGCACCGCUGUACUGGAGUCUAUGACCGCCUUCCGCAGGGCAGGUGCUGACAUCAUCAUCACCUACUACGCACCUCAACUGCUCACCUGGCUGAAAGAGUAACAGACAGAAGGAUGGACCUACGGAUUGACAUGCGAUUAGCUCCUUUUUACCAAGCUGUUCAAUGCUGAACUACACUGACAAAUGGGGUCUACUGAAGCCAAACUGACAUGUGAGAACAGGCAAUCUAUCUUCAUACAUUAAUUUACAGUUUAUUUUUCUAUAUAACAUUGAUAUUUUAUUCUGGGACUCUUUUUUUAUCAUGUGCAGCAACCACAAAUUUUCACCAAAGAUGGUAUUCUUCUAGCUCGUAACCACAGCAUAUCAAAUAAGGUUUGAAGGGUUAGCCUAAUGUUAGCUUUUACAGUCCCGUUUUUUCAUCUAUCUGUUGAUUGUCUUGGUGGGUUUAUGGGUAUUUUUUACUAUUCUAUAGUUUUCCAAAUUGAGUAAUUAUGGACUUUUAUUUUACUUCUAUUUUAUUCUGUGCCUUCUGUAAUAGCCACUCUGGCUUCAGCACUGAUAUUUACUAGUGUUUGUAAGGUUGGGUUAAGAAACCUGUAAAGCUCUUAUUGACCAGGGUAAAUGGACCUAUCCAAUAUCCACAUUUUUUUGGAUAACAACAAUAAAGCUACAAUCGAGUUUGAAAUAUGG